UAGCUGUCCAUCACGAGGGAACGGGACUAGGCGGGGCGAGUCGCACGCGGGAACCGGGAGCGUGCGGGCGCCUUCUCCGCCCCCAACCGGCGGCCGGGGCGGGGCCUCUGGAAGGAACGGCUAGCAGGUGGCGGCCCGUCCGCACUCCGCCGACGCGAGCGGCGGAGGAGCGGGGCGCCUGGAGGGGGAGCUUCGGGGCAGCCUUUAGGAGACAGGCGGGAGCGGCGCAGGGCCUGCUUUCUCCCAGCUCUUUGCCUUAAAGAGUUCCCUGAUUUUAUGCCAGGCGCACAUCUGUAAUCACAGCACACGGGAGGCUGAGGCAGGAAGACGGCAGGAGUUCAAGGCCAGCCUGGACUACAUCCCCCUGGCUCCCCAGGUCUGAGGCUGAUCCAUAGGAGAGGCCUCCUUUCAUUCGGCCGGGAUGGCAUCUGUGGACUUCAAGACCUACGUGGACCAGGCCUGCAGAGCAGCUGAGGAGUUCGUCAAUGUCUACUACACCACCAUGGACAAGCGGCGGCGCCUGCUGUCCCGCCUCUAUAUGGGCACUGCCACCUUGGUGUGGAACGGAAACGCUGUUUCGGGACAGGAGUCCUUGAGUGAGUUCUUUGAAAUGCUGCCCUCCAGCGAGUUCCAGAUCAAUGUGGUUGACUGCCAGCCUGUCCACGAUGAGGCCACACCGAGCCAGACCACGGUCCUGGUUGUCAUCUGUGGGUCAGUGAAGUUUGAGGGCAACAAACAGCGGGACUUCAACCAGAACUUCAUCCUCACUGCCCAGGCUUCCCCCAACAACACAGUGUGGAAGAUUGCGAGUGACUGUUUCCGGUUCCACGACUGGGCCAGCUAGUCGGUGAGGAAGACCCGUAACUGCGGCGCCAGCUCUGGAGAGCACCAUCUCAGCUCUGAGAUGUGAGGACACGCUCCUUUCUGUUAUUGCCACAAUGCACUGUGCUGAGGCCAAACUCACUCCUUGUGUUCAUUCACAUCCCAGGAGCCCUUUCCCUGCGUAUACACUUGUCAUAGUUGCCUUUUAAAAGUAAUAAGCUUUUCUAUUUUUCUAUUUGCCCAGUAGAAACCUGAUUCUGGAAAUUCAGAAAAUAAAAAGUCAUCAGUACAA
Chinchilla lanigera (long-tailed chinchilla) is the source of this 1114-nucleotide messenger RNA. RefSeq names its product nuclear transport factor 2-like export factor 1 (gene Nxt1). The coding region runs from base 422 to 844 and encodes 140 amino acids. The record is from RefSeq and is a predicted model, not a curated record. Gene Ontology annotation, biological process: protein import into nucleus. Gene Ontology annotation, cellular component: nuclear pore central transport channel. The transcript is spliced from 3 exons. NCBI's taxonomy places the organism in Eukaryota, Metazoa, Chordata, Mammalia, Rodentia, Chinchillidae.